AUGAUAUUUGCCACUAUACUGCUACUGUUUGUGACGACAGGUUGCUACCGUCUUUCACAGAGAGAAAAUGAACUUCUGCGAAAAAGCUGCGGUGUGGGAAACGUGGAUAAAAAGUAUAUACAAAACUGCAGUGCGUUCCUAAUUUCCCCACGUCACGUCCUUACGGCCGCACAUUGUGCGACGAACAUAGAUGAGACGCUGAUGUCUUAUCAAUGCGAUGGAAUAUUGAAGAAAUACGUGCCAUCAGAGGUCAAGCCAAAGGAUUUCAUCGUAUAUGUCGGCACCCGUUGCAAUCCCCCUGAGAAAUGUAAAAUCACACACGCAAUUUCAAAGGUUUUUGUUGACAAAAAAUGGAAGUGGUGCGUGAAGGGAAAGAACGAUGAAUUACCGAUCAACCAACACGACCUUGCUAUCCUCGAGCUCAGUAAAGAAGUUAGCAACAAGGAUGCCAUUCCAAUUUGCUUACCACACAGUAAAAUUGCAUUAGCAAAAGACCUUCAAGCUGCGGGACAUGGAUGGGCAAGCCGUAAGUUACAUAUAAUACAAUGA
Molecule: messenger RNA, 549 nt
Organism: Cooperia oncophora
Lineage: Eukaryota; Metazoa; Nematoda; Chromadorea; Rhabditida; Trichostrongylidae
Source: the annotation of a GenBank genome assembly